UUCAAUUGAGUGAUCAUUCAUGAACGUGAUCAGAUGUACCAACACACAGUGUUCCAAUUUCCAUUAACCCAAUCGAACGAAAUGCAAACCCUGGAUUCGCGCUUGAGACUUGCCAAUUGAAGGAAAUGCAAGUCUAGAUCAAGAUCCUAUAAAAUGUUUUCCCGAUCUCUAUGAAUUUUGGUUCACUCAUUUCCCUAAUGAAUCGAAAUCCAACACUCGUUCAUGUGGUUGAUCACUUCAAGGAGUACAUGCGGCGAGAGCUUCAUUCUUCUUCGAUUUCGUCUCUCUCUCGAGGUUCAAUGUCCUCGAGACCCGGUUCAUCUUUGAAACUUUAGUCUAGUAUUAGUCACGGUUCUGUGUAGGACUAAUGUGGGAACAAAAUUUCAUAGGACUCCACAAAAUGAAGGUUUUGAUAGGAUUGGAUGGAUACAAUAACUUAAUGCUUGCAAUAUUCUAUUUGGGUGGCAUUUGGGGAAGAAAUGGCACGGAUCUUCGCAACGGUGAUGCACAGACAGCCGGUUUUGGAUAGGAAAAGUUGGUUGAGUCAGUUGCAUUGAAAGUGCUUAAAUAAUACACCAUAAGGUUUCUGGAGUUUACUAGUCAUGGCUAAGAAUGGUGAUAUGCCUGUGCAGGAGAGAAAGUGGAAGUUGCCACCUUUUAUUUUCUUCAAAGAUGCCAGGCAUAUUUUCAAGUUGGAUGCACUUGGGGUGGAGAUACUGCAGAUUGCAUUCCCUGCAGCGCUGGCAUUAGCUGCUGACCCCAUUGCUUCUUUAAUUGACACAGCAUUCAUUGGCCGCUUAGGUCCAGUGCCACUUGCUGCAGUAGGAGUCUCAAUUGCUAUUUUCAAUCAAGCGUCAAAGGUUACCAUUUUUCCACUUGUCAGCAUUACCACUUCUUUUGUUGCUGAGGAAGAUACUGUUGGUAGAAUAAACAGAGAGGCUCUCAAAGAUGAGAAUACAGAAAAGAUUUCGGCCAAAAAGAAUGAAAUGAAACAGUUGACACUGGAAGGUGUUGUGCUUGAGAACCUGGAAGAGGGUUUAGGCACAAUCUGUGAAAUGAAAGAGUUGAUGCCAGAAGAAGAUUUCAAAACAACUGGAUACAAAUCUCCAACUGUCACUACUAGCAGUCCAAAGAAUAAGGCCAAAUUAAAAAAAGAGAAGCGUCACAUUCCUUCAGCAUCUACUGCAAUUCUUCUGGGAUGUAUCCUUGGCAUCCUUCAGACCAUAUUCCUUAUAUUCCUAGCAAAACCGAUCUUGAGCUUCAUGGGUGUGAAAUCUUCGGACAUGCCAUGGACACGCCGUGACACUUUCCGGACGCGCGAGGUGGAUCGAAGAUGCCCUAAUUGUUGGAGAAGAGACAGAGAAAGAGAUCGAGGGAGGAGAGGAGACAGAGAAAUAGAGAAAGAGAUCGAGGGAGAGGAAAAAACCCAAACCUGUUUAGAUCAAUCGAAGAAGCCUGAGGGCUCCCCUAUGCUAAAUCCAGCACAAAGAUAUUUGACUUUAAGGGCACUUGGUGCUCCUGCUGUUCUCCUCUCUUUGGCCAUGCAAGGGGUCUUUCGGGGAUUUAAGGACACCAGAACUCCCUUAUAUGCCACAGUUGCAGGAGACUCACUGAAUAUAAUACUGGACCCAAUUCUUAUAUUUGUGUGCCAUUUGGGAGUCAAUGGUGCAGCCAUUGCACACGUUCUUUCUCAAUAUUUAAUUUCAGUGAUCCUCUUGUGUAAAUUGAUGCAAAAAGUUGUUCUCUUACCUCCAAGUGUCAAAGAUUUGCAGUUCAGUCGGUUUCUUAAAAAUGGUUUUCUAUUGUUGGCAAGGGUAAUAGCUGUGACAUUCUGUGUAACCUUAGCAGCAUCAUUGGCUGCGAGACUUGGUACAACACCUAUGGCUGCAUUUCAGAUUUGUUUACAGGUCUGGAUGACCUCAUCGCUUCUUUCUGAUGGUUUGGCUGUUGCGGGACAGGCUAUCCUUGCUUGUGCGUUUGCUGAGAAGGAUUAUGUGAAAGCAAAAGCUGUUGCAGCUAGAGUGUUGCAGAUGGGAUUUGUACUGGGUCUGGGGCUCACUGUAGUUGUUGGACUUGGGUUGCAAUUUGGAUCUGGAAUAUUUACGAAGGACAAAAAUGUUGUUCACCUCAUUAGUAUAGGCAUUCCGUUUGUAGCAGCUACACAACCAAUCAAUUCAUUGGCCUUUGUUUUUGAUGGCGUGAACUUUGGAGCAUCAGAUUUUAUUUAUUCUGCAUACUCCAUGGUUCUGGUAUCUGUAGUGAGCAUUGCAUCUUUAUUCCUUCUUUGGAAAAGCCACGGCUUUGUUGGCAUAUGGUUUGCUUUAACCAUUUAUAUGGGCCUGCGUGCAUUUGCUGGGAUUUGGAGGAUGGGGACUGGAACUGGGCCAUGGCGCUUUCUCAGAGGCCAAUCAUGGAAAUAGGAUAUGAAAUUUGAGGAACUUAUAUAACUCAUAUAAUGUAGUAUCAUAUCAAUGUUAUUUCCUUUUGUUGGAGUGGACAGAUUUGUGUCUGUACAUGUUUUUUUGCACCCUUGGAUCUGUAUCACGGCUAGACGGUUACUGGAUAGACUUUGUUUCUGUUCUUGUAUCUGUAAUCAUGGUUCGACCUGGUAAAAUAAUUUGUGUGUAUAUAUUUACAUGAGAACUAAUAAUCCAAAUGUUAUUUGCUAAUGA
Molecule: messenger RNA, 2672 nt
Organism: Camellia sinensis
Lineage: Eukaryota; Viridiplantae; Streptophyta; Magnoliopsida; Ericales; Theaceae
Source: RefSeq, a predicted model, not a curated record